UUUAUUCUUUUUUUUUUUUUACUUUUUUUUUUCUUUUUUAUUCUUUUUUUUUUUAUCUUAUUAUUAUUAUUAUCACAUUUAAUACUUUAUAAUUCUUUUUUUUAUUCAAAUAUGCUUCAUGUUCAAGAAUCCCUUCCACAUAGUAAUAGUUUAAUCUUUACACAACCUCUUCUUGCCUCUCCUUCAUCUAAUUCUAUUCACCCUCAACCUACCAUCUCUUCUUCAAGAUCAACAAGAGUCAUUGAACAAUUACAAGACAAAUGGGAAAGAAUACAAAAAGAACUUGCAGUGACGCGGUCUCAGUUAGAAAGUACCAAACAAGCCAAACAUCAACAUGAUACACAAACCAAAUGUUAUACAGAAUCUAACAAACAAUAUCGUGUUCAUAUUCAAGGAUUAAUGCAAGUAUUGGAUACUAAACAAAAAACACUGGAAGGUACAAAACGAUCAUCAGUAUCCAUGGAAUCACAAGUCAAAACACUCAAAGAUGAAGCACUUAAAUCAAGACAACAAUUGGAAGCUUUAAGACGACAAGAACAAGUACUUGAACGAGAACGAGAUAUCGCUGUCACUAAAAAGGAACAAUGGGAACGCCAACGUAUUGUGUUAGGAAGUUCUUUACAGCAAUUGGAACGUCGAUUAGAUCGUGAAGCUGGUAACCUUCGAGAACAACUCAAAGUCGUACAAGAACGAGCACAUGCUAUGUCAGUAUAUCAUAAUGAUUUUCUUGCUUUGGUAGCCAAGACAAUGGAACGAUAUGUGAUGGAUCGUGCCGAUAGUUAUCAACAAUUGGAACGUGCUAAACAUAAUUUGGAACAUCAACGACAACAAUGGAUACAAACAACUCAAAGUCACCUUGUGAAUUUAACAGAUGCUAUUGGACUCUCAGGGACAACUACUGAUGAAUUUCAUGUUACUGUCAAUCGAUGUCGUGGGGAAGUCAACGGUUUGAUUAUGAAGAUUCGUGCUUACACUGUCAUGGUGGAAUGAUCUUUUUUUUUUUUAGUUUAAUUUUAUCUAGUUUAGCUUUUGUUAUAUAGUCUUUUAUUUAAUUACCAUUUUUUUUAAUAAUAAUAAAAAGUUAAACAGGUUACUCCAAGUUUAUAGUCAAAAGGAACGAUGAGAAGGGUCUUGUUUGGUGUUGUGAAAGAACAUAUUAAGGGCAUAUGUUGUAUGUGUAACACGGAUGUUUCGGAAACUGUUG
Molecule: messenger RNA, 1204 nt
Organism: Halteromyces radiatus
Lineage: Eukaryota; Fungi; Mucoromycota; Mucoromycetes; Mucorales; Cunninghamellaceae
Exons: 2
Coding region: 112-990 (292 amino acids)
Source: RefSeq, a predicted model, not a curated record